Messenger RNA from Manduca sexta (tobacco hornworm), 1163 nucleotides. Its product is annotated as chromatin modification-related protein MEAF6. The record is from RefSeq and is a predicted model, not a curated record. Lineage: Eukaryota; Metazoa; Arthropoda; Insecta; Lepidoptera; Sphingidae. Gene Ontology annotation, cellular component: NuA4 histone acetyltransferase complex.
CAACACUGGUCAGUUGUCAUUUGUGAGUGUGACUUAUGCGACAAUUGACGUGACAUAUCCUCUUCGAUCAAUUUUGAUUCAAUUUAUAUUUGUAAAUUAUAUCUUUCAAACCUUUAAUCCUUGGUUUAUUGAAUUAUGGAAUAAUAAAAUAGAAAUAUUUCAAACAGCGCGAUGGUUGUGUCACCUCAAAGUCCCGCUAACGACACUCAAAGUGUACAAUCCAAAAAAACCAACAUGGCAUCCAAACAAUCUUCGGUGGCUGACACAAGAGCGGAAUUGGCAGAAUUAGUAAAACGAAAAGCUGAAGUGGCCGAAACCCUGGCGAAUUUGGAACGUCAAAUAUAUGCAUUUGAGGGAUCAUACCUGGAGGAUACUCAACUGUAUGGAAAUAUAAUAAGAGGCUGGGACAGAUACUUAACUACUAACAAAAGUACUAAUUCAAAGGCUGAUAAAAGAAAUAGAAAGUUCAAAGAAGCUGAACGAUUAUUUUCUAAAUCUAGUAUAACAUCAAUUGCUGCAGUAAGUGGUCUUGUGGAAUCAGGGGAAGCAAAAAAUGACAGAAAUAGUGAAACAGAAUCACAGACAAAUGAAGAUUCUUCAGAUACACAAAUUAGUUCAGGGUUAAAUAUCGGAAGUUUGAAUCACACCACCAUUCAUGGUUCAACUGAAAGUAUUGCAUCAAAGCCGUCGGGUAAACAACAUACCAAUGGCAGCAUAGAUAAAGUUAUCAGCCACUCUGCACAAACUAAACAGACUGUAACCCAGAAAAUUGCAACAUCUUCUGGUAUGCUACAAAAAGCAUUUGAAGGCGAUAGUAAAAUUUUGUCAGGUGUUGGCUUAGACAGUAGGCCUGGAACACCAAAAGACAAGGAUUCUAGCUUAAACAUGGUAAACAAAGGAGACCUUACACCAAACUCACUUAAACAUAAGUUGGCUAAUAGUGGAAGCAAUAAUAGUAUUAAAAAAAGUAAUAACAAAAAAGCUAGACACAGGUAAUUCCUGCAACACAAGUUAAUAAAAUGUUAGAACUGGAAUAUUAUGCAAAAAAAAAACAAAAUGAAUUGUAUUGGUUACAUAAACAACUUAAGAAUCCAAAUAUUUUAUUUUUGAUGUCUUUGGUUAAAUAUAAAUACAAAUGCAGUAAUAAAUUUUGUUCAACUUUU